Messenger RNA from Rhineura floridana, 4191 nucleotides. RefSeq lists its product as uncharacterized. The coding region runs from base 90 to 3923 and encodes 1277 amino acids. The transcript has 15 exons. Lineage: Eukaryota; Metazoa; Chordata; Lepidosauria; Squamata; Rhineuridae. The record is from RefSeq and is a predicted model, not a curated record.
UAUGGUAGGUGCCUUGCCGCAGCCGCUUCGACCCUCGCGGGAUCCCUGCCGGGGCCCCGUUGGAAGCUUUGGCGGCUCCGCGGCGCGGGAUGGUCGAUGCCCCCCUUGGCUUCCCCCCGCUGCGUUUCCGUCGGUUUGAAGGCAGGCGCGGGGAGUCUUUAGCUGAGGGGUGUGCAACGGAAAGCGGCUUUUCUACUCGACCCAUCUUUGGACCCCUCUCCCCUGCCCUUUUGGCACAAUUUUUCCUUCAACGCGUUUCCAGCUUGUCUCUCUUUAGCAGCGACGGAGUGGUUGGUGCAUGGCAUUGCCCGGGUCGCUGGGUCGGCCUUUCCAAAUAUUCUCGUUAUUGCACAGGUGUGGACUACCUGAACAGGAUGCCGAGAGGCAGGAAGAAAGAAAAUAUCCCGCCUCUUUUAAGCCGCUACGCGACAUCAGCUAUUGGGUCAAACCGUGGAGAAGUGACUGCCCAGGGCAGGCAACGGGAUGCAUCUACCAGAAACCGAAGCAAUGACCCACAGCUACACAGAAUGGUUCAGACCAAUCUUGCUUGCCCUUAUUGGCCUUUCCGGGAUGCCACCAGUGACUCUUUGUCCCAACAGCAAAGCAACCUCGUCUCUGAGCUGCAGAGGGGCAGAUCGGGACGCCCGGGGCUAAUCAGCAACACCUGUCCUCCUCCUGCUGUACACCACUCACACCGCUCAUGCUCAGGCCAUCUGGGUUUGAAGGGCAACCCUCCGAGCAACUUCUCAAGCAGAAGAUGUGAUGUCCCCCGUGCUUGCAAUGCCAUUUCCAAGAACAGAAUGGGGAACAAAGACCAGUAUGGGUUAAAACAGCCGCUGGGUCAUUUUUCUGCAUCGAGAAGCAGCUGUGGGCAUUUCAGGGCCCACGGAGGUUCCUUCUCUGCAGCCAAUUUGUCUGGGAUGACAUCUCCUGGUUCCCUUCACCACAGUUGUCAUUCUACGAGCUCAAACAGAAGUCAUGACUCUUUUCCCCCUGGGCCGGCCCUUACCUUGGACCAUCUGAGCUCCUCCCCCUUCGUUGAGAGUCCUCCAUCCUCCACAGCACUCAAGACCCUCUUACAAUCUUCCCAAAUGUCCGCCAACCAGCACAGGUCCAUCCAACGGCUUAAGCAAGAAGCUGCCUUGAUGGGAGCUUUGGGUUCCUUUCCUUGGGAGUCCAAGUCUCCUUCUCUCCCUUCUCCUUUACGCUUCCAUCCUCAGGCCUCCACUUCUGCUGUGCUAAGCAUCAUGGGGCAGCUUGCCGCGGAAGAGAGCCACGACAAGCAGGCUGGCGUGAAAUGGCGGACCUCCUUUGCUAGGGAUUGGGGCUUGACUUCCACAGUGGGUGCGCUGGGUGAUGGUAAAGCCAUCCCUGUUGUCUACAGGUGCAGAAACACUGGAUUGUGUAUGUACCCAACGGAGGCCUCAGACCAGUGUUGGCAAGCGGGUUUCUGUGGCAGUGCUGGUUUGACUUCAUUGGCGCUUCGGGGUGAAGAUGGUUAUUCCAACACUUCUGUUGGCUACCUUGAAUGUUGCUCAGGAGGAAAGGGUACCUGUGGCUGUCCCAAAACCCUCUGCCAUCAAAGGACGAUUGAUCCGGAAGAACAUUCCUCUGGAGUGUUCUGUCGCUCCGAGUUGAGGUUCGAGAAUCAUCCAUUGGGUCUUCUAUCCUUUGAUGGUUUGGCGGUCUCCCUAGAGACGUUGUGUGCCGAGACUGAGGUGGACAUGGGGUUGUCUGUGUACGACACCAAAAAGGAAGUGCACACAAUACGUUCUCCUGGAGGACUGGAGGUCGUUGCUACACACCAGUUUGGUAAUGGCUCCAAAUCUCUGGAAUCUCGAGGUGAACCUGAGGAUGAUAGUGGGUCCCCAUUAAUCACAAACUCAGAAGAUGAAUACACCCUGUGUUUGCCACGUCAGAAGCCCAGCCCCUUUGGUGUUCAAGAACAUUUUCAGGCUGUCAAUAGGAUAGGCAUGGCCGUUGUCGGGGGAAGUACCAGCGACUCCCCAGAUUCCAUGUCCAACAACUAUUGGCCUGGUGUGAAAAAUGAUCAGGGAGAGGAGCUUUCUGUGGAAGAGACCAAGAAGUGGACUGUGCUGCCAUGCCGUAAGGAGAGCGACAGUGGGGUGAACUGUAUGCAAAAGAAGGGCCCGGCAAGAGAUGACAGGCUGAUGGACAGGAGUGAUGACAGGUCUUUGCCCCAGAGGAGUGACCCCCUGGUGGAGAAGUGUUUCAUGGCCUGGCGUGACCACAUCUCCAGGAAGACAGCUGCUGCAUGGGCGUUGUACGAGCAUCAGCUGUUGCGAAAGGGGCUUUGUGCCUUGCAGUGGGCAGUGCAGUUGAGGGAGGUCCAAGCAGGCGUCGCUGAGAGGAACCACACAUUGGUGGUGCUGGCUGCCAGCUUCCGUAGGUGGCAGGACGUUGCAGCGAGGCAGUGGAAGGCGCAAGCUUCACGGCAACAGGAGGCGGUGACCCACAGCGAAGGUCUGCUGGCACCCCCAGGUGGAGAGAGAGUCCGGAACUCCCCCAUUUCAUGCCAGCUCUCUGCAGAACACCUGGAAAAUGCCGCUCAGUAUAGCAGGGCAGAGGGACUCCUGUGGGUUCAGCUGCAUCGCAGGCAGGGAGCGAACAAACUCUGCAGGAAGACAGCAGCGGUGCGGGAUGUGAGGCGGCUGGCUGCAGCUUUCAGACUGUGGCACCUUCAGAAGGAGCAUCUGGAUAAAGAGGAGAUCCGUGCCCAAGACGCCCACACCCUCCUGGAGAAAAAGAGGCUGGAGAAGGCAUUUGGAACGUGGCGUUCCUGCUACAGGGCAAACCAACGGAUUCUGCCCCUGGCUGCUCUAGUGCAGAGAGGGCUGAUGAGCCGGUGCUUCAAGGCUUGGAAGUGCAGCGCCAGUCGGGAGGCACUGAGGAGGUACAGCCUGGAAUGCCUGCGAGUUGCAUCGUUGAGCGUGCACUUCCGGCAAUGGGCCCUGAUGGUCCAGGUCAGGGAAAAGGCCAGGGAGACUCUGCUAGAGCUGUGGACCUUGAAGCGGAGGAGAGCCCACGUAGUAAAGUUAGGUUUGGCUGCAAACGUUCCUGCAGAAAAGCUGGGCUUGAACGUAGCAAGGUGGUCUCAGAAGAAUGGAACCAGCACUCUGGAGAGCCUCUGUAACACCUUAACGUUGCAGCAGGCGUUCUGGACUUGGAAGGCAAGGUGGCAGGAAUCUCAGCAAGCUACUGCUUUCCAGCGAGUCUUGGAGCGACAGCAACUGAGGGAGGCUCUGGGGCGCUGGUGCUGGAAGACUUUCUGCCUGCAUCCCCUAGGACUCAGCCCCAGGGACCUCACUGAGGAUCCUCUCCUUACGUCGCUGGAUUUGGAGGAGUCCUCUCUGUCCUCUGGUUUCCACAGCAGCAUGCCUGCCCCACCCGUCUCCAGAGGUUCACUGGAGAAAGAAGGCAGCCCCGGGGACGGUAGUCAGGCCAGCAUCUCUUCAUCGGUGACAAUUGAAGACUGCAGGCUCUUUCCCCAUCAUGACUCCCCAUCUCCCAGCUGUGCUCCCAGAGGCCCGAAGGAUCUUGCUGAUGCAGCCAUAGAUUUCCACAUCCAAGUUCCUAUGGAUCGUUGCUACAUGGGGAGGAAGUAUCUGAGGUUGUGGAGAUACCAUGUCGUCCUGCGCCACUUCCAGGGUGAGAGGGAGAAGCGACACCUGGCCAGGGCAUGGCUGGUUUGGAAGGAUAGCUGCAGGACGGAGCUGGCGCUGCAAGCUUUGGCGAGGCAGGGGCUGGCACAGCGGAGCUGGCAGAUCUGGAGGCGGCGCUGCCUGCAGAGCUGGGUGGCUGAGCGUUUCCUGGAGGCUGAAGAGAGACAGCUACUUGAACAGGCCUUUGGAAGGUGGCGGCAGCUGACAGCCUCCUGUGCAGAGAGCAAAGCAAACUUCUAGGCUAGAACACUUUAAAAAAAAUCUCCAGGGCAGCAGAUGAGGCUGCAUGCAUGCAAGACGGAAGAGCAGCUUCCCGGUAAAAUCUCACCAGCAACCCACCGCAGCUGAACCUUCUUCUCCAGGCCUGCCUACCAGAUUACCACCUUGAAAAGCUUUCAGCCUUCAUACGUGAGUCAUGUGCUUCUCAUCACAAGUCUCGCUGUCGCUCUCCCUCUGGUGGAAUAACCACUGGUCAAAGUUUUAUUGCUCAAUAAAAACACGAGCAGCC